CUCAAAAUGAGUCUUAAAAAAGAAGAUGUGAUGGCAUUUCUGGACAAUCACCCAGAAUUUACUGAAAAAUACUUUGCAAAGAAAAUUGAACCAGCGGUCAUAGCUUCUACUUUUGGCCGUAAAGAUCUUGCGGUGGAUUUCAACACAUUCCGGGAACUUGUUCAGGUGGAAGAAAGUGAAAUUCUUUUUGAACUUAUACAAGAUAUGCAAGAAAGUAUUAAUAUGGAGAAAGUAGUGUUUAAGACUUUAAGGCGUAUCAGUUUUCUUAUCAAUGCUGAUCGAUGUAGUCUCUUUAUGUAUAGACAAAGAAAUGGAACUCCGGAGUUAGCCACAAGACUAUUUAAUGUUAAUAGACAUAGCAAACUGGAAGAAUGUCUGGUUCCACCAGAUAGUGAAAUUGUUUUUCCUCUAGAUAUUGGAGUUGUAGGGCAUGUUGCUCAUACUAAAAAGACCAUCAACAUCAAGGAUGUGAAAGAGUUUCAAGCAUACAGCAAAUUUGCAGAUGAACUUACUGAAUAUGACACAAAGAACAUACUUGCCACCCCAAUUAUGAAUGGUAAAGAUGUCGUUGCAGUUAUCAUGGCAGUUAACAAGAUUAAUGGACCAUUUUUUACUAAUUAUGAUGAAGAUGUAUUUUUGAGAUAUUUAAAUUUUGCAUCCUUAAAUCUGAAAAUUUAUCACCUAAGCUACCUACAUAACUGUGAGACAAGGCGAGGACAGGUGCUGUUAUGGUCAGCAAACAAGGUGUUUGAAGAGCUGACAGACAUUGAGCGGCAGUUUCACAAGGCCUUAUACACAGUCAGGGCUUACCUUAAUUGUGACAGAUAUUCAGUUGGCCUUCUAGAUAUGACAAAAGAAAAGGAGUUCUUUGACCUGUGGCCAGUUCUAAUGGGAGAGGUUCCUCCAUAUUCUGGACCUCGCACUCCAGAUGGAAGGGAAAUAGUUUUUUAUAAGGUCAUUGAUUACAUUUUACAUGGAAAAGAAGAUAUUAAAGUUAUACCGAAUCCACCUGCAGAUCACUGGGCUCUGGUUAGUGGCCUUCCAAGCUAUGUGGCAGAAAGUGGCUUUAUUUGUAACAUUAUGAACGCUGCUGCAGAUGAAAUGUUUAAAUUUCAGACAGGACCAUUGGAUGACUCUGGAUGGGUUAUUAAAAAUGUCCUAUCAUUGCCAAUAGUAAACAAGAAAGAGGAAAUUGUUGGAGUUGCUACAUUUUACAACAGAAAAGAUGGAAAACCAUUUGAUGAAAUGGAUGAAACACUAAUGGAAUCUCUAACCCAGUUCCUUGGUUGGUCAGUGCUGAACACUGAUACCUAUGACAAGAUGAACAAAAUGGAGAACCGGAAAGACAUUGCUCAAGAUAUGGUGAUGUAUCAUGUGAAGUGUGACAAGGAUGAAGUUCAAAAUAUUGUGCCAACGCGUGAAGUACUUGGAAAAGAAUUUGCAGAUUGUGAGGAUGAUGAAAUUGCACCACUCCUUAAAAAAGAAUUACCAGGACCCACCAAAUUUGAAAUAUAUGAGUUCCGCUUCUCUGAUUUCGACUGCACUGAAAUAGAGCUCGUCAAAUGUGGAAUACAAAUGUAUUAUGAGCUUGGAGUGGUCAAAAAGUUUCAGAUUCCUCCAGGGGCACUGAUAAGAUUUUUAUAUGCAAUGAAGAAAGGUUACAGAAAGGUCACUUACCAUAACUGGCGCCACGGAUUCAACGUUGCACAAACCAUGUUCACACUUUUAAUGACUGGGAAGCUAAAACGCUACUAUACAGAUCUAGAAGCAAUGGCUAUGGUGACGGCAGGGUUAUGUCAUGACAUUGAUCACAGAGGAACAAAUAAUCUUUACCAGAUGAAAUCCCAACAUCCAUUAGCAAGAUUACAUGGUUCAUCAAUUUUAGAGAGACAUCACUUGGAGUUUGGAAAAUUUUUACUAGCAGAUGAGUCAAUGAACAUUUUUCAAAAUCUGAACAGAAGACAACAUGAACUUGUGAUUCAUCUAAUGGAUAUUGCUAUAAUAGCAACAGAUCUGGCACUUUACUUCAAAAAAAGGACAAUGUUUCAGAAAAUUGUAGACCAAUCAAAAACCUUUGAUGAUCAACAAAAGUGGAUUGAAUACCUAUCACUUGAGACCACAAGGAAAGAAAUAAUUAUGGCUAUGAUGAUGACAGCAUGUGAUUUAUCUGCCAUCACAAAACCUUGGGAAGUUCAGAGCAAGGUUGCUCUAUUAGUAGCAGCUGAGUUCUGGGAGCAAGGUGACUUGGAAAGAACAGUCCUGCAGCAACAGCCUAUUCCCAUGAUGGACAGAAACAAGUCUGCUGAACUGCCGAAACUACAAUGUGGUUUUAUUGACUUUGUCUGCACAUUUGUCUACAAGGAAUUUUCCCGCUUUCAUGAGGAAAUUCAGCCAAUGCUAGAUGGGUUGUUAAAUAACAGGAAGGAGUGGAAAGCCCUACAGGAUGAAUAUGAGGCCAAACUGAAGUUGAUUGAAGAUGAAAAGAAAAAGAAAGAAGAAGAACUUGCUGCAAAAAAAGCUGCAGCAGAUGGAGUCAGCACUGCCAAAUCUUCAACCUGUUCAAUAAGUUAAUAUCAUCAAGUACAUAUUUUUUUCAACACGUUCUAGAUGGAAAUGAGGAAAACUGAAGACUGCACCUACACAGACAAUCUGCUUAUCCUGCUUUUUCUUUUAAUUAUCAUGUAAAGCUUAUUAAUAAUGUAAUACUCAAUUUGCAAUGGUCUAAACAACCUCUAGUUUGUCAUUGACUUUUCAU
Molecule: messenger RNA, 2755 nt
Organism: Bombina bombina (fire-bellied toad)
Lineage: Eukaryota; Metazoa; Chordata; Amphibia; Anura; Bombinatoridae
Product: rod cGMP-specific 3',5'-cyclic phosphodiesterase subunit beta-like
Exons: 22
Coding region: 7-2571 (854 amino acids)
Biological process (GO): signal transduction; retina development in camera-type eye
Cellular component (GO): photoreceptor outer segment membrane
Molecular function (GO): 3',5'-cyclic-nucleotide phosphodiesterase activity; protein binding
Source: RefSeq, a predicted model, not a curated record